Molecule: messenger RNA, 775 nt
Organism: Drosophila grimshawi
Lineage: Eukaryota; Metazoa; Arthropoda; Insecta; Diptera; Drosophilidae
Product: BLOC-1-related complex subunit 8 homolog
Exons: 3
Coding region: 144-686 (180 amino acids)
Cellular component (GO): BORC complex
Source: RefSeq, a predicted model, not a curated record
AAUAAUAGACUGCGACAUAUAAAUAGUGGACAAUAAAAUUAUUCUGCAGUCUUAACACAUUGCUUAUCCGCUUUUUUUUAUUGUUGCUUCUCUGUCGGACAGCUUGACCAUAGAGAAAGGCAAAAGAAAUAGGGACAAACAUAAUGGCACAAGGAAGUGAACUGAACUUUAAGGGGAAGAAAACCUCAGAAAAAAUAUCUGAAAAUAUACAUAUAUUCGCCAACGAUCCAUCUUUAGCCUUUUUUCGAAUUCAGGAACAUAUUCGUAAGGUACUUCCAGCCAUUCUAGAGAAACGAACUGAAGUUCUCAGCUUACAGAGCAGUUUGCAAGGGCAUUGCUAUGAUAUGGAAUAUGGAGUUCAAGCACUGAAGUCUAUAGAAAAAUCUGAAAAUACUUUCCACAACAUACAAGAAAUGAUGAAGACUUCAAUUUUUCUGAAACAACAACUAAAGUAUGAAGAAAGUCGAAAGAAGACAAAAAAAGAGAGUGUGAAAAACUCGGUGUAUAAAAGGUUCUCAGCCCACCUUGCACUAGAUCUUCCGGACUUGCCUGACUUUAGUGGAGUUAUGCGGGACACAACACAACGAAUGGAGACAAUGAUUGCACCAGGCCAAGGGCGUCCUGACGGUUUAACUUCUCAGUCCAAUUCGGUUGAACUUCAGAGAUCUCACACUACAUUGCAUUAAGAAAUACUUAAGAUAUAGCAAUUAUGUUUUAUAUAUUGUCUCAUUUAUUGAAGGAGGUCAAAAAUAAAUGUUAAAAUUGCGUAAAAUCA